Cotesia glomerata is the source of this 3306-nucleotide messenger RNA. It is a transcript of the gene Ror, whose product is annotated as tyrosine-protein kinase transmembrane receptor Ror. Gene Ontology annotation, biological process: protein phosphorylation; positive regulation of kinase activity; multicellular organism development. The transcript is spliced from 5 exons. Lineage: Eukaryota; Metazoa; Arthropoda; Insecta; Hymenoptera; Braconidae. The coding region runs from base 106 to 2880 and encodes 924 amino acids. Gene Ontology annotation, molecular function: protein binding; ATP binding; transmembrane receptor protein tyrosine kinase activity. The record is from RefSeq and is a predicted model, not a curated record. Gene Ontology annotation, cellular component: membrane; signaling receptor complex.
GGUUGCCAUGUGCCCGAAGCAAAUUCGCGACUUGAUCUAAAAGAAAAAGGGAAUUUCCUUUUUCUUUUUUUUUUUUGUUUUUGUUUUUCUUCUUGAAAAACAAAAAUGAACAGCCGGAGUUAUUGGAUUUCUUGCAGCAUUGUUUCGCUCUGCCUGUUUGCCACCACGUCAAUAGCUCAACUGAUCGAGAACACGACACCGCCAAUUGAAACUCCCGUAUCAUUUGUGACUGAAAUAAAGCGAAAGAGUAAAGAAACGCCAGAAAAAUUAGAGCAAAAAAAUGAUGCUGAGCUUGCAAGUACAAACGCUAUAUUGUCAAUUACGGAAAAAGUGACGACAGUUAUGACGAGUGCUCGACCAAAAAUGCUGGAAAAAAUAGUACAAAGUACGGAAAUAAAUUCUCCACCUGGAAUUAUUUCGACAACAAAAACUGCUGAAGUACCUGGUCAUAAAGUCAAUAACGAGGACGAAUGCGAGGUGUAUGUUGGUAAAACGUGUGCAGAAUUUGUAGGAAACCAGUCCGUUCAUAUUCCAUUUCCAGCAACACAAAAAAUGCUAGAGGAAAAACUUGUACAGGCAUUUGGAGUUAUUAAUUAUUCAAAAGAUAUUUCGCCUAAUUGCGCAGUAUACGCAAAACCAUCGCUGUGCUACUCAACGUUUCCUAUCUGUCGAGAUCGAUCAGUAUCAAGAACGAAAGCAAAAACAUCAAAUUUAAGUUUACAACUUUUUAACUCUUUGAAUUCUAACGACCAAGCGGAUCUAUUAGACGACGAAAAUGAGGGAAGUGACGAAAUGUUAACAGUUCCGGGUAAAAUUCGAAAAAGACGAGCUGGUAUAAGUCGCCGUUCGUCUCGAAAUCAAGAAAAGAGUAGCAAAAUAAUAAACCAGAGAUACGGCGAGCUAAAGUCAGCUCGAAAGGAUUUAUUGAAUCAAAAGCUGCGUCAAAUAUGCCGUGAAGAUUGCGAGAUUCUCGAGAAUGAGUUGUGUAGAAAAGAAUAUGCAAUUGCUAAACGACACCCUCUGCUUCAGCAACUACGUCUACCCGAGUGUUCCGAUUUACCAGUACAAGGAACUAAAGAAGCAAGCGAUUGUCUAUCACUUGACGUGCCAAGUAUCCAAAACGCCGAAGAAGAUGUUAAUUGUUACUGGGGCAACGGAAUGACGUACAAUGGAACUGUCAAUUACAGUAUAUUUAACCGACCAUGCUUGAAGUGGAUCCACCAGUUCAAUCUCCAGAUCUCAGACUACCCCGAGUUACGCGGCCGGCACUCAUACUGCCGCAAUCCAGGCGGAAAAGAAGCACAGCCUUGGUGCUACGUCGACGUAAAUAACAAAAUGCAAAAAGAACCAUGCAGAAUAAUGAAAUGCGUCGAUAAAAUCUGGAUUUAUGUGACAAUUAUUUGCGUUCUAUUAGCCGGAUUUAUCUUUACACUAGCUUGCUAUUGUUGCUGCUAUCGGAACAGAAAAUUCCGCCGACGUCCGUCGAAUACUUUACCUUGCGGUAAAAUGCUAACUGGAGUCCAGUGUGAUAAAAAUAUUUACGACGGUAGAAGAAAUACCACACAGCCAAUUGAAAUGACGUCUCUGUUAACAACUGGAGGUGCUACUGGUACUUUAAACAGCGUAUCAAGCAGUAGAUCUUCAGCUACUCGAUGCGUACCUCAAUAUUCAUUAGAAAAUGUGGCUCUGCUUCAAGAAUUGGGCGAAGGAGCAUUCGGAAAAGUCUAUAAAGGAGAAUUGGUUCCAGUUCCUGGAACAAAACUCCAAGAACCCGUUUAUGUAGCAGUUAAAACUUUAAAAGAAAAUGCAACGCCAAAAACUCAGAGUGACUUUAAACGUGAAGUCGAUUUAAUGACUGAUUUGCGACAUCCUAAUAUUAUUUGUCUUUUGGGUGUUAUUUUAAAAGGCGAGCCAAUGUGCAUGCUGUUUGAGUAUAUGACCCAAGGAGAUCUUCAUGAAUUUUUGAUUCGUCACUCACCGCGAUCCGACGCUCCAACAAAUGAAAUGGGAAAAAUUCUUGAACAGCCGGAAUUUCUUCACAUUGCUUUACAAAUUGCCUCGGGUAUGGAAUACCUAGCGAGCCAUCAUUACGUUCAUCGUGAUCUUGCGGCAAGAAAUUGUCUAGUUGGAGAAAAUUUAACUGUUAAAAUAUCAGACUUUGGAUUAUCUCGGGAUAUUUAUAGUAGUGAUUAUUAUAGAGUACAAUCUAAAAGUCUAUUACCAGUUAGAUGGAUGCCACCAGAAUCAAUUCUCUAUGGUAAAUUUACUACCGAGUCAGAUGUAUGGAGUUUUGGGGUGGUCCUAUGGGAAAUUUACAGUUACGGUCUUCAACCUUACUAUGGCUAUAAUAACCAAGAAGUUAUUGAUAUGAUUCGUUCACGACAGUUAUUACCUUGCCCUGAGGAUUGUCCUACUAUGAUUUAUAGUUUGAUGAUUGAGUGUUGGCACGAAGUCGCUAAUCGUCGGCCGCAAUUCCCAGAGAUACAUCAUCGAUUGCACAAUUGGUAUGUCAAUCAGACAUAUCUUACCAACCAACAGAAGAUCAAUAGUAGUAAUAGUAGCAAAGUCAGUUCUCCCGCGCUAUUUAAUCACGAUUCACUUGCUCGUAAAGAUAAUUCAAGGAGCUGCGCUGAUAUGGUGGUAUCUAUGAGAAAAGCAGACAGUCAGGGUAGUGUUAGUAAUUUCAAUUCAACUGUGAAUAGUGAUGAUAAACCUUGCUAUUCACCUAAACUUAGUGGAGCUAAAAGAGUUUUACCUAAUAGUCCGCCGCUUCAAGGCAGGAACUCACCAGUUGCCAAGACUACCCAAAAUGGAGCACAAAUGGUCGUUAGAUUGGCAGAUCCAAGCAAAGUUUCUACUGAGACGCGAAUUACUAAGUGAAUUAUUUAUUUAUUAAUUUAUUAGAUAAUUAAGUGAACUAAAACUAUUUUUAAUAAUGAUAAUAAGUCGCGACCCAAAUUCCAAAAAGGCGUAUUACAGCAGCUAGGAUUUUAUAUCAAAAGGGCGUAUAAAAAAUUUUUCAGCCAUUCAAUUUAGAACUGCUCAAAACGUAAAGAUUUGUCAAAAAAAAAUUUUUCAAUGUAUUAUUCUAAAGCCUUUUGGCUUUAGAAAAAGUUUAGCCCAAAACCAAAAGGGUGUAUAAAAAAACUUUAAAUUUUGCUCUGAAAUUUAGUUUAGUUUAUUAAUAAUUAUGCCAAGACUAAUGCCAAAUGGCAAAGAGAAAAUAUACAUAAGAAUUUUUAUAUUAUUGUGCAGUUUAAACUAUAUGGGUGAUUCUCUGUAAGGACGUCUUAAAUCUGUACAAAA